UUAGUUCUGCAAUAUAUCGAUGAAUCGUAGGGAGUACAACAUUUUCGUCUGACAAUCGCAGCUUCCUCUUCUCGCAGUCGUUUUUGUUUUUCACAAUUGUUGAGAUAAAGUCACAAGCGGAACGCCCGAAUAGUAGUGCAGACGCACAAGUGCUCUUCCCAUAGACGAUAAAGACAAUCUUGCAGUGAUCCAACAUGGUUGACCUCACCGACGCCGGCUCGCCGUUCCAGCAAUCCAUUCCCGACUUCGCCUUCUACGUGCCGGCAGUUGUUGUUUUUACCCUGGCAGACGCGAACCGCUAAAGGCGAGAGCCCACAGAACACAGCCCGUAAAUUAGAGCCGCACACAGAGAUUAGAUCAUGGCUGAGGAUCCGGUGAACCAGCAGGCCUUUGCUGAGGACGUGGCAGCUGCGGCUGCGGCUGGAGGAGCCGAUGGUUUUGCCGGUCCCGAGCCCGGGCACCCCGACUUUAAGAUGCCCAGUGCCGACGAGAUCUGGAAGCUGGUCGAAGGCAUGGAGGGAAUUUCGGAUGACGAGCGAGCCGAGCUCCGCGAGAGCAUCUUUAACCCGAAGCCGCCGUCGCCGGAUGACUUCAUGCGCCAGUACGGACAUCCGGGCCACAGUUCCCGCGAGUACCUGGUGUUCUUCGUGAUGCUGGCCCUCAUACUCAUUGUCUUUGCCCUCUUUGGCUACAAGUUGUACAAAUCGCUGACGGAGAAGGAGCUCAAGAAGCAGGAGAAACUCAAGAGCAGGCAACAGAAGAAGGCCAAGAAGUCCAACUGAUGGAGAUGGAGGCGAGGAUAUCAUUGACGUAGUACUUUCCGGCCCCGAGACCUUCCAUCUUGUUAAUCAAUACAAUCGCCCUGUAAAUGACUAAAUCGUAAACCAGUAAACGUAAUAAAAUAAACAGUACCCCAUAA
Drosophila erecta is the source of this 919-nucleotide messenger RNA. RefSeq lists its product as uncharacterized. The coding region runs from base 360 to 782 and encodes 140 amino acids. The record is from RefSeq and is a predicted model, not a curated record. The transcript has 3 exons. Lineage: Eukaryota; Metazoa; Arthropoda; Insecta; Diptera; Drosophilidae.